AGCGCUGGGACAUCUCGAUCAUCCCCGGGCCCGGUUUCUCGCGGCUGCGCAGUGAGGAGGUGAGAAGCCGCGGAGCGUCGGGCCCGAAGACCCGGCCCAACAGAGCGGGAAGGAGAAAAAAAACAAAGAUCACGGCUGGAGAUUGGCAGCUGUGGGAUCCAAUCACGGUGGUGUUAGAGAGAGCGAGGGAUCCAGGCUCCUGAUGGAACCCGGAAAAGCUGAGGAGGGGGUGCCGCCUGCCGCGGGGGCCCCCGUAAGGAAGAGAUUCGUCAUCCCCCUGGACGACGAGGCGGUCCCUCCCGCUGGGGCCAAGCCCUUGUUCAAAUCCACACGCAGCCUCGCCACCUCGGGGACCCCAGAGACCCCGGCCCGGCCAGCUCCCCAGACCUAUGCGGAGUAUGCCAUCUCCCGGCCUCCGGCAGAGGCUGCAGCGCCGUGCCCCCCGGCCGUGGAGCCCCUGGCCGACGAGGCCCCCAACCAGGCCCUGAAACCCGGGACGAAGUCCAAUAGCAUCAUUGUGAGCCCCCGGCAGAGAGGUAACCCCGUGCUGAAGUUUGUGCGCAACGUGCCCUGGGAGUUCGGUGAAGUCCUUCCAGACUAUGUGCUGGGCCAGAGCACCUGCGCCCUCUUCCUCAGCCUCCGCUACCACAACCUGCACCCUCACUACAUCCACGAGCGCCUGCAGAGCCUGGGCAAGAGCUUCGCCCUGCGCGUCCUGCUGCUGCAGGUGGACGUGAAAGACCCGCAGCAGGCGCUCAAGGAGCUGGCCAAGGUGUGCAUCCUGGCCGACUGCACCCUCAUCCUGGCCUGGAGCCCCGAGGAGGCCGCGCGCUACCUGGAGACCUACAAGGCCUACGAGCUGAAACCUGCCGACCUCCUGAUGGAAAAGCUGGAGCACAACUUCCUGUCCCGGGUGACUGAGUGCCUCACCACUGUGAAGUCUGUCAACAAAACUGACAGCCAUACACUGCUGGCCACAUUCGGAUCUCUGGAACAGCUCACAGCCGCCUCGCGGGAUGAUCUGGCCUUGUGCCCCGGUCUGGGCCCCCAGAAGGCCCGGCGCCUCUUCGACGUCUUCCACGAGCCCUUUCUGCGCGUGCCCCGGUGAGCACACAGCCUGCGAGGACUGUCCCCCUACCAGCCCCCGGGGAGACGCUGGCCGGAGCUCCCCAUUGUUUACAAUAAAGCUGCACCAGGUCUGGGUGCCAGUCUG
This is a messenger RNA of Ochotona curzoniae (black-lipped pika), 1213 nucleotides long. RefSeq names its product DNA excision repair protein ERCC-1-like. Gene Ontology annotation, biological process: meiotic mismatch repair; UV-damage excision repair; mitotic recombination. Gene Ontology annotation, molecular function: damaged DNA binding; single-stranded DNA binding. The record is from RefSeq and is a predicted model, not a curated record. Bases 203 to 1108 code for a protein of 301 amino acids. Gene Ontology annotation, cellular component: nucleus; nucleotide-excision repair factor 1 complex; ERCC4-ERCC1 complex. NCBI's taxonomy places the organism in Eukaryota, Metazoa, Chordata, Mammalia, Lagomorpha, Ochotonidae. The transcript is spliced from 10 exons.